Messenger RNA from Ostreobium quekettii, 831 nucleotides. The record is from the annotation of a GenBank genome assembly. Lineage: Eukaryota; Viridiplantae; Chlorophyta; Ulvophyceae; Bryopsidales; Ostreobiaceae.
AUGUCGGUGCAGCUGGAGGGCCAGGGGGACGACAGCGCCGCAAGCGGUGCGGCGGCACAAGGUUCUGCCGAAGUGGAGCAGCAGGCGGAGCUGCGGGCGUCGACACGGGAUGGCUGGGGAAGGAACGCAGCAUUUGGGAGCGCAGCUGCAGAGUGUAGGAGGAUCGCUGACCUGAAGUACAACUACUACGCAAUACUGAAGGUGGCAAGGGACACACCUCACACAGAGGUUCGGCACAACUGGUCGCGGCUGAGGAAGAUUGUUGCAGCAGACGAUGCUGCCCAUCUCCCUCUGGCCAAGCCUGCCAGUGCCCUCUGCGAUGCAGCGUUUGCAGUCCUCAAGGACCCUGUGAGAAAAGCCCUGUAUGAUCAAUGCGCAUGCCGGACCGCUGCCCUCGAAGGCACGGCCAUUGAGGAUCGGGAUCGAUCCCCAGAAAACUCUGAUCAGGCAGUUCCCAAAUUAGUCCACAGAGUGUUGAACUGUCCAGGUGGUGCUCUUGUCACAUGCUGCAUCUUCGUUCCUGGACUCGUUAUCUCAAUAUUGGUCACCGGCCUGAUGUGGAUCUUGGUGAUGCCGUUUCGGCUCGCGUGGAGGUGCACGAGGGGUUGCCUAGGGCUGUUGGAUACCAACAGGGUUGGCAGAAAGAAGGGUAUGGAGGGGGAGGGUAGAAGAAAGGGGCAGGAAGGGGGGUGCUUGAGGGCACCCAGGUUGGACAUCUCUGUGGUUGGGGUGGCACAUGGGGAUGAGCGUGGGAGGAUGCUAAAGAGGACGGAUGGGAUUUGGAGCCGCAUAGGAGAGGUGGAAGCUCAUGCAAACGGCGAGCCGGGGUGA